Molecule: messenger RNA, 2738 nt
Organism: Ciona intestinalis (vase tunicate)
Lineage: Eukaryota; Metazoa; Chordata; Ascidiacea; Phlebobranchia; Cionidae
Source: RefSeq, a predicted model, not a curated record
ACGUUCGGUUUUCUAAAUUUUGUUUGUUUCGUCACAAUGGAGGACGCUGUAGAUAAAUAUCGAUCGCCGCUUGUUUCGAGAUAUGCAUCCGCAGAAAUGUCGUUUAAUUUCAGCGACAGAAAGAAAUUUUCGACUUGGCGAAAACUUUGGUUCAUUUUGGCGAAAGCGGAAAUGGAGUUGGGGUUGGGGGUUACAGAAGAACAAGUCGCUGAAAUGGCUGGGUGUUUGGAGCUCAAUGAAGAGGAUUUCAAAGUAGCAGAAGCUGAGGAAAAGAUACGUCGGCAUGAUGUUAUGUCGCAUGUCCAUGCGUUUGGUGUUCGUUGCCCGAAAGCUGCGGCUAUCAUUCAUCUGGGUGCUACGUCAUGUUACGUGGGGGAUAACGCUGAUCUGAUCGUUAUAAGGGACGGUUUGUGUAUGUUGGUGAACAAGUUGGCGAAGUGCUGCCAUCGGUUGAAGGAUUUUGCGCUGAAAUAUUCAGACUUGCCUACAAUGGGUUUCACACAUUUACAGCCGGCACAGUUAACAACUGUGGGCAAACGUGGCUGUUUAUGGUUGCAAGAUUUAUUAAGUGAUUUAAAAAGUUUGGAAAGAUUAAAAUUAGAGCUUCGAUUCCGUGGGAUUAAAGGGGCGACCGGUACGCAAGCAAGUUUCCUCGCGUUGUUCGACGGCGAUCAUGGUAAAGUAGAAAAGUUGGAUCGGUUGGUGACGAAGAUGGCCGGGUUUGAACGCUCGUAUAUUAUAACUGGACAGACAUACCCUCGCAAAGUUGACAACGAGAUUUUAUCGUCACUUGCAAGUUUGGGGGCAUCGAUUCAUAAAAUCUGCACCGAUAUUCGGUUGUUAGCGCAUAUGAAGGAAAUUGAGGAACCUUUCGAGAAAAGUCAGAUCGGCUCAAGCGCGAUGGCUUACAAACGUAACCCAAUGCGCAGCGAACGAUGUUGCUCGCUGGCUCGACACUUGGUGACACUCUCACUCAACCCUCUACAAACCACGUCAACCCAAUGGUUCGAACGAACGCUCGACGACAGCGCAAACCGAAGAAUUUCGAUUCCUGAGGCUUUUUUAACAGCUGAUGUGAUUUUAAAUACUUUCCAAAACAUAACUGAGGGAAUCGUGGUUUACCCUCAAGUUAUAAAGCGACAUAUUCGUCAAGAAUUGCCGUUCAUGGCAACAGAGAACAUAAUGAUGGAGAUGGUGAAGUUGGGCGGGGACCGACAGGAAGUCCACGAGAAAAUCCGAGUUUUAUCUCAACAAGCGUCGUAUGUGGUGAAACAUGAGGGGGAAGAUAACGAUCUUAUGAAGAGGAUAAAAGAGGAUUCCUACUUUGCCCCCAUCCAUGAGAGGUUGGAUGCGAUGGUUGAUCCAAGGUUGUUCAUCGGGAGAUCAUCGGAGCAAGUGGUCGAGUUCGUGAGGGAGGAAGUAGAACCAAAUUUACUCGCUUAUAAAGAUCAUAUUAAUGGAAGCGCUGAUUUAAAUGUUUAGCAGGGAGUGAAGUGCAUUGCUUGGAACAGCCUUAGGCGCCAAACCUGGGGUGGCAGGAUGGGCAGGCCAACCCUGGAAUUUUCUGCACUACUUUAAUCAGUGAACAUUACAACCAAUAAGUUAGAUUUGUUUCACAGGAUUGUGGGUCUAACUAUCCCUGCCUCCCCUGUGUUGUAACAGCUACCAUUGUUUGUCAUCAAUCAAAUAUUUCACUUGUGACAUCAUAACGUAUUGUUUUUCCAGAUAAUUAGUCGUAAACAACAUGGUUAAGUUAACGCAGGAGUUGAUUGAACAAGCGAUCCAAUACACCAACCCUGUGCGACAACGAGAACUUAUUCUUAGAGGAUUCAAGAUACCGGUAAUCGAGAACUUGGGAACGACGUUGGAUCAGUUUGACACAAUUGACUUCUCGGACAACGAUGUUAAGAAACUUGACGGGUUUCCUUUGUUAUUAAGGAUACGAACCUUGCAUUUCAAUAAUAACCGAAUAUGUCGUAUAAGCGAAGACAUCCACACGUCGCUUCCCAACCUCGAGGAAUUAUAUUUGACCAAUUGCGAGUUGCGUGAACUCAGCGAGAUUGAUUGUUUGGCUGGCUGUAAAAAACUUGAAUAUUUAAGUUUGUUACGAAACCCGUUGGUUCAUCGUCAGCAUUAUCGAUUGUACGUUAUAUACAAGUUGCCCACGCUGAGGGUUCUCGAUUUCCAAAGGAUUAAGUUGAAGGAGCGACAGGAAUCCAAGAAAUUAUUUUCAUCCUCAACAGGAAAACAAGUUCUUACAGAAUUGAACAAAAAAAAGAAAACGUUUACCCCAGGAGCCCCCAUACCAACAAACGGGGUCGUGACCUCCGAUACUUCGAAAGCCGACCGUGAAGCAAUCAAGGAAGCGAUAUUGAAAGCUACGUCACUAGAGGAGGUAGAGAAACUUAAGUUGAUGUUGCAAGCCGGACAAAUACCAAACAAACCUUCGGAUGCUAAGAAAUCCUCCACGAACGGGGACCAGGUGGUUGAGAUGGAUGAAUGAACGGAACUCCCCAAUUAACUGUCAAUCAUUGCUGAUAUAUUAUUUCCAUGUUGGCUCCAAUCGAUGUGAAUAUUUUAUUAUGACGUCAGACACGCCACAAUGACAUCACAAUGUCAUGAUUAUGUUGUAACACUUGCUGAAUUAUUUGUCAAAUAUUUCAUUUUUUUUACAUUCUGUUUGGACGCCAAUACACUUUCAAACAUAAGUUUGUGGCUCGACAGCGAGCAUGAGGUCA